Plasmodium coatneyi is the source of this 16635-nucleotide messenger RNA. RefSeq lists its product as uncharacterized. Bases 1 to 16635 code for a protein of 5544 amino acids. NCBI's taxonomy places the organism in Eukaryota, Apicomplexa, Aconoidasida, Haemosporida, Plasmodiidae. The transcript has a single exon. The record is from RefSeq and is a predicted model, not a curated record.
AUGAAGGCAGAUGCAGGGAGGAGCCCCAAGGGCGAACCGCCCACAACGGUGUACCUCCAAGUGUACCAAAAGAUAAGUAUCUACUACGAAUGUGCAAUUAACGAAGAGGAAAGAAAAAACAAAAGAAUAUUGAGGAAAAAUAAAAGCAUAAAUGAAUUGAAGCAAGUACAGGAAGAGCUCAUCGAUUUCUUCGAUGAAAAUAUCAACCUGUUUGCAAACCCAUUUCACUUCCUGCAAUACGAAGAGGAAGACGUGAAUAAAAAUGACCUAAGGAAUUACAUCACAGACAAUUGCUCCUACUUAUUAACCUACAUGGAGGAUAUAAUAAAAUGCUCUGUGAUUCUGAACCGCAAUGCAAUGCAUGUGUGUAACUUGUUUAACGAGGUGUACAAACAAAUUCAAAACGAGUGUAUAAAAAGUGAACUGAAAAAGUCUGAAUUUAUCUGCGAAGUUUUUAAGGCGUGCAUUGAGAAGGAAAAUUUAAUCCUCAUGAUAUUUUUUACCAUUUUAAAUUACCUGAACAAAAAUGAAAAAAUCGGGGUGACCACAAAAUAUGGGCACACCAGGUCAUCCAAGAAUGAAUACUUCAGUGAGGAGAAGGAAGAAAACUUCACAGACAUGGAGGGAAGAAAACGCGGGCAGGGACACGCCGACCAGGACGAUUCAGACGAUGGGGAGGAAAGCGAAAGGGACGCUGAUGAGGAAGAUUUGAAGACGUCCAGUGGAGUUACCUCCUCGUCGAACAACUCCAUUAGCAGUGUACGCAUUCCAAGGAGGAUCUCCAGACAGUUUAACUCCAGCAACAGAAUUAACGCAGACAGAUUUUCCCUAUACAUUUUAACCCAACUGACGGAAAAUGACUUUGUGGAAAAUAUACUUUCCGAAGUGGAAAGAAUUCUAAAGUUUCUAAUAAAGUAUGAUGACAUUUGUAUGAAAAUGGAUUACGUAUUCAGUUACAAGGCGCAUAAGAUUAACGUUCUUUUCAAUCUGGUGGAUGUCCUUUUCUUAUAUUUUUCUAAAUUUCAAGCCACAUCCACUCACGUCACUACUUUAUUUAAGCUGAUCAACCACGUGGUGUCGGCAAAGUACUUCGAUUUCGUAACCACAGAUCAUUACGUGAAGGAGUUGGACAGUUCUCUUUUCGUCCACGCGAGGAAGAAGAGGAAAAGAUUUUUCAAAUACCUGAGGACUGUUCGUAAUAGUAAAUUCGUUUCCCAAAUGGAAGAAUACUACCGGCUGGAUAUGCCUGUGGAGGCGGUUGGACAGAUAGGUCCAGUGGAGGCCAUCCCAUUAGGUAGUCAACAAACCGGUGUCACUCCUCACAAUAGCAACAAUGGGGCAGGACCCAUUUUGGGAAACAUCCCUAGCGGGGCGGAACAGAAGCCCUUUGGCGGUAUUCCACUAAGUGGGGGAAACCCUACACAGGGUAACGUCCCGAGCAUUUUAAUAAAUGGCCAGGAGAAGGGCAAGGAGGAAAGCGCCAAGGGGGCAAACACUGCAGGAAGUGCACUAUCCAACACACCAGGAACGACGCCGCAGAACUGUGCAAGCGGCUUCCUCGGAGUGCUUCCCCCUCCAAAUGUGUCCCGUGACGGAAAGAACAAGUUCUACGAGCAACAGAGUGACAAACUGAGGAACAACCACUACCUGAACCGAUGCCUAGACUGCCAGGGGUACUGGUACAACUGCAACUGCAGCUUGAACGACUUCGACAUGUCCAGCUUAACGCUGACGACCCAGAUCAGCUUACUACUUAUACUUUGUCUACACCCAAAUGUAGAAAAAUAUGUGUACGAGAAGAGGAAAAACAUCACCGUGGAGGACACCUCCCCGAGUAAGGGAGACGUUACUUACCUACUCGAACGGAAGAAGGAAAAAAUAAACUUCCAAAGUUUUUACUACCCAGACACGUGGAAGUACAAUUGUAUGAGUUCGAACAAGGAGUUGAAGCAUCUGAACAGUUUAAAGAAUACCUACUCGGUCAGUUCCUCCUUCAUAAAGGAAAAUGUGUCACACUAUUAUUCCUUCUUUGUGAAGAUAAAUGAGGAGGAAAAACGGAAGAGAAAAAACACGAAAAGUGCAGACAGGAUGGUUGGGUCUGGACAAAUAUCUACAGAACAAACCCCCCAAGGAGAUGCUUUCUGGAAGGGUGGAAAUGCAUCUAACGAAGGGGAGGAAUCCAUGGAAGUAGACCCGAAUGUGAUCAUACUACGAUUUGUUGUGAGUCUAUUUACGCACAAUAAGGAAGAAAUCUUCUGGGCCAUUUUCGAAGGGAAUUUUUUCAGAGUCUUCUACGACGUGGUGCUUAAGAAGAUUUCCAGUGCAACUCUUGUUGGCACGCUCAUGUUUCAUCUCUUCCACAUGUUGUUCUCAUACUCCUUUAUAAAAAAUUCUCGUACAACGGAUCUGUGGAAUUCUUUCAUGGAUUUUCACAUAAAGAAGGAUUUUCAAAUUAGGUGGACGAAGAGGAGCGGGGGUGAAGCAUCAUCCCUGGAGAGGGGAAUACCCCACGUGGGGAUCCCUGACCCUCCAGUGGAUCUCCUCCCUGGGGAGGUAAACCACACAGAGGAGGCUCUCCUCCUGGUGGAUGCAUCCGAUUUUUACAAAUCCAGAAUGGCGAAUAGUACCCCCUCCAGGGGAACAACCCCACAAUACGGAUCGAACAACAUCAUCCACAUAUAUAAGCGGAAGGGGGAGUACCUAAUCGACGUCCUGACCUUUUUGAAAAUUCUCUGCAACAAUUACCCCCGCUUGGUAAAAAAAUAUGUGUGUAUUCUGAAGAGCAUAAUAAAUCGGUACCACUCCCGUAUUAUGGAAUUUUCCCAAAUGGACGAAGCGGUUUUCCACCACAACGUUGAUCAAACGAAUGAGUACGCCACGAGGAAGGGAAGUAACGACGUCGACAUUCUGUACCAUGGGAAGGAAAAUAACCUUACCAGCAUAAAUGAAGAAAGGAGAAUUAUAAUAAUGAGGUAUAAAAAUUUGAAAAUAAUUGCCGAAGAGAAGAUGAGAAUUUGUUUAGACUUUUAUUCCGACGUUUUUGUGAACGUGUUGGACUUCGCCUCCGUCUUAUGUAACAACCUGUACGAUCUGAAGGUGAUAGAGCAUGUGGUCCUUUGCUUUAAGACCCCCCUCACGGCAAAUUUAAACAUUUUCAAUCUGACGAAAAAGUUAUACAGUCAGUUUGUUUGUACGCUUAGUGGAAAGUACAACGAAUUUUCAAAAAUUACAAAUCAGCAACAUAUGUAUGGAAGGACCAAAAAUAAUGACAGAGGAAGUAAUGUGCUCCACUUUUUGGACGACAAAAACCUCAUGGUUGGAAACAAAUUCACGGAGAAGGAUUCCUACAGGAGUGUCCUAAACGGGAGAAUUUUCUCCACUCCAUCUGGGGAUGACCCGAAUGGAGGAACAGGAGGUGCUACUACGUUUAACGCCACAAGAUCGUCUUACACACAUGGGGAGGGAAACACCUCCCUAAUCAGUAGCAAUAACAGCUGCUAUGUGACCUACCUGCACUACUUUAAAAUUCUGCUCAUUGAAAAACUGUAUGAGCAGAACAACGCCCUUAAGGGGAUAUUGAAAAACCACCAAAUAUUGGACUACGUGCAAAACAACAACGUUUACCUGAACAACCUCAUAAAGGAGAAUGCCCUUGUGGAAAAACACUUGAUCGAACGGGGCGUAUUCAAAUAUGACCGUGCGAAAUAUGAGGCGUUUUGCAAGAAGCUGUCUCUUCAGAGGGACCACCACGCUGGAUGCGUGAGGGAAGCCAGCCGACUGUUGCAGGAUAUAACGUUGGGUACUGAGAAGCUGCGUCCCUUUGCGGGGUGCAAGUUGGUGCAGGGAGCGGCCACGUCGAACAUGACUAACACGACGAACGCAGCCAACACGGUCACAGCUAACGUGGCCACUGCUAACGCGGUUUCCGCCAACGUGGAGACCCCCCUGCUUGCGAAAAUCCUCGAGCAGGAGAACUGCAUCGACUACCUCCUGGAGGAGAACAAGUUAACGGAGAAUCUGCUGCGGGAGAAUAACUUUCUGAAGAGCGAGUUCAACAGGCACAACGUGGCCGAAGCGCUCUUCCAAAAUAAGUUGGAUGAAGCACAAUUGGAAGGAUUGAAGACAAUCACCCAGAACGAGUAUGACGUGAAGCAAAUACUAGAAUACGAGGAAAAGAUAAAAAGCAUAAGCAAGAACAACGAUGGAUCGUACAACAAUAAAGAGGCGAUAAAAAUAUUUUUCGAGGAAAAUAAAAACGCAAUAGAUUUUUUCCUAGACAGUAAACAUAAACUUUCCCUGUUUAAGGACGAUGACAUAACCUCCACAAAUGAGGACCUUAUGAAUAGAGCAAAAGUGAUUCUGAAAAAUGAGCUCCAGAGUGAGAGAAAAGGUACCAACAUAGAUGCAAGAUACCUUCUGGCAAACAUAUUUGAGCAAAAUGUGUAUCCAUACAAUUGUCUGAAGAUGCUGGAGAAGUGUCUCCUAUUCCUCUCCUCCGUGAAUAACAACAAGCUGUGUUACUACCUGCCGAUAAAUAAGAACCUGCUAAUCGACUACAUACUGUUGGAGCAGUACGAUGGGGGGGCAGGCAGCGGCGUUGCGUCCAACACCUUGAGCGUGGAAAAUCUCAAAGCGGAGCUGAAGAAAGGCACCCAAUACCACCUCGAGCAUGAAAACAACUUAUUUAAAAUAAAGAACAGAAAAUACAACAACCUGAUUUCCCUUGUCGACACGGAAAAUCUAAUAAACACAACAAAUUUUAAAAAUGUGUUCAUUCAUAAUCUGAACCUACAGAACAAGGUCAGUGAAGCGAAGGAUAAGAGUACUAAGCAAUACAGAACCAUGCACUUGUUAGACAUUUUGUAUGAAAUUAUUAAGACAAAGUAUAACUCCCAGAUUGACGUCAUUAAUUUGAAGUGCCUCUGCAUAGAAAUCCUCUGCUCUAGCUUUGUAAAAAACUCAUCUUCCGCUUUGUCCGUUUUGUGCACCCUUACCGAUGUCUUCCCUGAAUUGCUGUUUGAAGCCACCAAAAGGUACAACGAACAGAACGACCGGGUGAGGAAGCACUUCGAGCAGGUCGACAGAUUAGUCUCCUUAGGUCACCUAAAGAGUAGCACACUGGACGCGCUGGCUAGUAACUUCUCCUUCCCCUACUUUAACCUAAAAAUUAUUAUCACCUUUAUGAAGUGCGUGAACUUCUUACUCUACAUGAUUGGGAUAAAGAGAAAGUUUAAUCUCUCCCUGACCCGCGUCUGGCACUUUUUCAAUAACAUAGACAAGAUUGACGAGAUCGACCGGAAGAUUCGACGCAGGCAGGAGCAACAACGGCAGGGAGAAGCAGCAGAGGGAGGAAGAAAUGUUGGGAACGAUCCGACGAAGAAGGGCUACUACUCCGACCACCUGGAGGAUGCCUACCGGAACGGGAAGAAACCCCCCAAAGGAAAAAACUACAUUUUUUUCGACAUUUUUUACAACUUUGAUCGAUUUUUUGACGAGCUGUGCACGGAGGAUGAGCAAAGUCAGGGGGACUAUUCCGGCAGAGAGGACGCAGACCAAUACGAUCAGGAAUCUCCCCAUGGGGGUGCAGGUACAUCGAAGCGGAAGAAGAAACACUCUACCAAUGUAACGCUAAAUGGUGAUCACCAAAACGGCGCAAGCAACAACGCAGCAGGAGUAGACGGAGCAGAUGGAGCACACGCGGGAAAAGGGGGAUGGAGCAUGGCCGGGCGCAACGACAAUACAGACCCACAAAAUGACGACAACGAUGACGUGUACGAAAAUUGUUUGAAGAAAAAACUAAUGAUAGACGAUUGUGAAAAAAACGUAUGCAAGCAUUUAAUCCUACUCACCAACUACGUUGUUCAGAACAUCUUUUACAAUCUGAUUAACAAUUUUGUGUUAAAAAAAAUAAGAGACAAGAAAUACGAAAAUGAAGAUCAGCUAGAUGAAAAUGUGAAGCUAGAAUUCUUCAUGAACCGUCAGGAGAACUCCCUUUUCAGAAGGAGGUACAACUACUACGUGCAAAAGUCCAAAAACAUAGAAGCGCAAAUUAACAAAUUACAGAACGAUAUUAAUGUAAACACAACGAAUAUUUUACAGAUGGAGCAGACACUAAAACAGAACGGUGUUCCUUAUGAGCCAUAUGUUCUUGCACAGAGAAUGCUUAACAAGUCUUUUGCCGAGGUGGGGAACUUUGGGGAUUCGCUUUAUUCUCCUCCAGGUGUUACUUCAUCCAAUUUGUUUACCACGUCUCUGUUUAAUCAGCAGAGCGGCACUCCAGGUGGAUCCUCCACUACGUUAUUCAACGAGAGGAACUACCAAGGAAUGAAUUCAUCACCUCUGUCGACUGGAUUUGGCAACGCGGGGACCAUGGGAACCGCAACUGCAGCGUCUCCCUUUUCCUUUGCAAGAUCAGAUAACCAAACGGGGGUUACCUCCAAUUUGGGAAUAUCCACCACUGGACAGACCACUCAACAAUCAGGACUGCUAACCACAACGGGUGGUACAGGAGGUCUCUUCGGAUCUGCAUCGAACAGUCUACUGAAUAGUUCAACAGGAGGUGGUCUCUUUGGCACACAGAGGGCAGGCUCCCUUUCCGCCUCGCCCAGUAUGGGAGCAUCCUCCCUGGAGAAUGCCAAAACAACAUAUGAAUCUUCCACCCGUUGGGCCUCCCCCUCUGUCGGAGGGAUAACUACCCUGGGGGCGGCAACCCCUGCAGCGAGCUUCUCUUCAUUCAUGACCGGUGGAACGCUUAAUAAAGGAACGACGGUUGGUAACACGGUUGGCACUACGGGUGGCCUAUUUAACACCCCAACGAGCGCCCUAGUAACGAACAGCAACGCGAAUAAACCAGCAGGAGGAUCUUCCCUGUUCGGAUCCAAUAUGACCUCAUCUACAGGUUUGUUCGGCCCGUCGACCACCACAAAUAGCGGCACAUUCGGGUUCAAUCAAAGCGGGGCUGCGUCUAAUAGCGGCUUGCUCAGCAACACGAACAAGCUUUUUAGCAACCAAACGGGGGGCACGUCAAACCAGAUGCUUCCACAAGGGGGAGCCUCAUCAGGAGGAAAUCUCUUCGGAAACACGCAACAAAGCGGAGGCAGCCUCUUCGGGGGAAGCACCUCAUCGAACCAGAAUCAGCAAUUCAUGCAGAACAACGUAGGUUCCCAAUUUGGAAGUGCAACAUCUAGUGGUGUAAACAAGCCCAGCUUAUUCACCCCAGUUAACCAUAACAGCGUCUUCACAAAUACGUCCCUUGUAUCAGGAAGCAACACGUCCAACUCGUUGUUCAGUACGAAUAGGAUUGGAACAAAUGCAUCUACCAGUAGCCUCCUUAGCGGUAGUGCAAACGCUAGCAGUUUAUCUAACCCACUUGUUCAGAACAGCGGAAUGGGCAACUUUGGGAAUGUUGCAGCAUCUGGAGGGGGACAGAAUCAGAAUUCAAACUUUGCGUCUUCACAGAGCACUGGCUUAUUCUCACAAGGAGCAGGCACUUCCUUCAGUAGCAACAACCCCAUGCAGAACCAGAUGACUAACCAAACGAUGCAAUCAAAUUCACCAUUUUCUCUCACGAACAAAUCUACCGCGUUUGGUAGUGGCGUCACAGGGACAACAACUCCCUCCUUUACGAGUACGUUGGGAGGGACCACCACCUUAUCAAGCUUAGGCGGUGGCAAUAAUCUAACUGGAGGAGGCAGUUUAUUCGGUACGAAUAACGCACUCGGACAGAGCAACGCAGGGAAUUUCGCCACGACCAGCGGAACGAACAAUUCGCUGAACCUUUUUUCAGGCCAAACGAAUUCGUCCCUUCUGUCCGGUCAGGGUGCAACCCAAAGGACGGGUCUCUUCGGAAGCACGAACUCCUUUGGGGGGGCCUUCCAGCCAAGUGGACUGGGUGGAUCGGUGCAGAACAUGGAGCAACUAAAGAGUCUGUAUGAAAGUUUGAAGGUGAAGACCAACGCACUCUACGCAGAGGUGUACAAGCACCGGUUCGAAUUGAAAAAGAACGAAUAUAACUUGCUGAAGGAAAAGAAGAUCCAAGUGAUUAAGGAGAACAAAAUGAGGGAAACGAAGAGCAAGGCAGAUAUAAACUUUAAGGACAGAGAAAUGUAUGUCUUGAUAGUGUUGGUAUUUAUGUACUUUAAGUUAAUUCUGAAGGGACCUCUUCCCCUGAACGAUAACAACAGAAGUAUGAACAGAGUGAUGAAUGAGCGGUUCGAUUUCUCUUGCGACUUCAGACCCACGAUGUAUCUUUUUGAUCAGAUUUUAGGAGAGUCCAACAAAUUCAUGAGCAUAUUUUUGAAUGUAAUUUUCCUGGACAAUAUUAUGCACGAGGAGAAUCGGGCCCUGCAGGAGAUGAUCCUCAGGUGCAAAAACUAUGUGGACUACAUCAGUGUGUGCAACCAGAGGAAGAGCCUCUUCCUUAGGAAAACCGGUGGAAAUAAUUUGAAUCCGACUUCUAGCACGAAGAGCGACGUGUUCAGUUCAGCUACAUGCCAGGUUUACUACGACAAGAAGAUGCAAUACAUGACCUGUUCCUACUCGAAGGGAUACUACACAUCCCUCUUCUUGUGUAGGAUGAAGACCCUAGGGUUGGACCUUUUGAAAAUCCUCUUCGAACGAGACGUACUUUUCAUCCACAUGUACACCCUCUGGAAGAAUGAAAAAAUGCUACACAGAAAGAUUGACAAAUUUCACUUCGACCUCAACCUGGUGGAUGCAACUACUACGAAGAGUGAGACUGCCACAUCAGCUAGCACAGGGGGAAAGGCAGCAAAUAGAACAGUUGUUGGAUCACUGAUCGGAGGAACCAGCGGAACUGUUGCCAACGACGCAGAGGAAGACGGAGGAGAAAACCUCACAGGGAAGGACAUAAGCGUGACCGAAUCGUUGUGCACCCCAAUGUGCGUCCACAAUUUUCUCUUCAAAAAUAUUAACGUGAAUUCCAGGACCACCUACCUUGUCCUCCUCUUGAAGAAUUUCCUCAGAACAAAAGAAAUGGACAAAAUCAUCAUUUAUCUGAUUCUGCAAAUUUUCGUCCGGGAUUGUAGAACCACCAUUAACAUUCUUAAAAGGGAUAAGGAAUCUUUUAAUUUUUUGAAAUACGCCUUGCGUACCAUUUUUAUAUUUCACCUGAACAGACAGAAGUUUAACAACUGCUAUGUCAUUUCGAAUAGAACCAUCCAAAUGGAAAGAAUUGUAAAUAACUUUGUGGACCUGCCGUUAUUGUACUUCCUCCGACGGUCUUCUAACCGGGGGGGAAGCAAUACACUUGUUAAUGCAAAAAGGAAAGGACGACUGAUCACGCAGGGGGGCGGACCGCGCAGUAAAGAAGUGCUGAACACCACCAACUGGCUAACCUACCUGAAAAAUCAGAAGCAGCGAAAUGGCUAUCCAGUGGAAGAAGACCAGAUCAAUGACGACGAUUAUGAUGAUGACGACUGUGACGACUAUGUGGAAGGUCGUCUGCCUGGGGGAGGGGCACCACGAAGGGGGAAGUUUCACCCAGGAAGGAAAAGACGAAUGGCCAUGAAUAUGGCUACGGAGCAGGCAACUAACAAAGGAGGAGAUGCCUAUAUUAAUGAGGAAGAGGAAAGUGACGUGGAGGAAGGGGACUAUGAUGAGGAGAGCAUCUCGUAUGGGGACACGGAUCAGUAUGAGGACACUGAGGAUGAAUACGAUCGGGGGAAUUAUUCACCCUAUGGUGGAAGGCACUCUCAGGAUGACGACAGUGAAGACGAUGCCGAUGGGGAUGACCUGAUGAAGGAGGACCUACUCUACAUGAGCGACACUAUGUGCGGAGGUGGCAAAAGCAGAGGAAGGGAAUUAAAAAGGUCAUACAGAACUGAACGACGACGCCUUCUCUCCAGACGGAAAGAGAAGGAACCCCAAAUGGAUGACGAACUAUUAACCACAUACCGACGUCUGAAAUUGAAAAAAAAAAAACAAAUGAAGUAUAUGUACGAUUAUCUGUCGGAUAACGAUAUUAUAGACACCAUUAAGAGUAAAAAGAUUUGUGUGUUUUACGACAAUAAGGAGAAGGAAGAAGACAAGGACAACCUCAGUCUGUACAACAUAAAUGGUGAAGACAGCAAUGAAAACUACUGCAGGGAAGACUACUACAGGGAGAUAAAAUCUAUUGACCCCAAAAUGGUGGGGUAUUGCAGUUCGUACAAUUUUCUCCCUAUUAACAACUUCUACACGGAAAAGUACGACUUUUUGGAGACCGAGCUUGUGCACGUGAGUGACCUCAGACUCUACUUCUAUGUCAAAUCGUUUAAGCGCCAUGCGUACUUUAAGAGGAUGCUGAGGAUAGAGAACGCCGUCGGUGGGGUGAGCGGUGGGGCAAGCCAUGGAGGAGGAAUGCACGACGCUCCGAUUAGCACACCAAUCAGUUCGCCUCAUGCCGAAAGCAAAGCCAACCCCAACGUGCAGGAACAGAAGGGAGGGAAAUCCCCAGUUGCCGUGGGUAGCAACGCUGCCCCGCACAACACGCAGGAAGAAGCCCAGGCAGCCGCCAACAGACACAACAGCUACGACAAAACGGAAGAAGCAAAAGACAUAGAGAAGACAAUCGAGAGGGAGUUAAAAUUCUACGACUUUUUCAACCGACUGAAUAAGUUAAACGAGAACAUGUUAUUUCCAAGCAACUUCCAUGACAGCAGGGAUGAACAAAUGAAGUACUUUGAUCAGAUAAAAAAAGUCAUUAGUGGUGAAAAGGAAAUUUAUGGUAAAACAUACCAAGAGGAAAACUUACUCAUUCCGAUAAAGGAGCUGUUAAAAGAGAAGAAGGAGGAGGCAGCCAAGACGCUCAGCACCGAAAUGAAGAGGAAACAAAUCUUACUAAACAACGAACUGUGUGAAUGGAUCGAACUGAGUCAUCUUGUUCACGUCGACAUUGACUACAACGAUAUAAGAGGACUGAACAAGAAUCGCGUUCUCAACAAUUAUAGUAAAAUUUCUGUCACAAAACUUAUUCUCUACUUUUAUGAAGUGCUAACGAGGAAGUUUCUCUUCCUGAACAAUUCGGACUCACUGAUUGAAAAUUGCGUUUUGUCUUUACUGGGUUUGUCUUUCAUUCCAGCGAAACAUAGUGAAAAGAAGAAUGUACUAACCACCGUGGAGGAGGGCAUGGAGCUGGAGCAGCAGUGCUUCCUGAGUACCAUGAUUGACAGUGUCAUCGUGGACUUUUCCUCUUUCGACAAUGUACGAGAGUUGAUACAUGUGGAUUACCGCCCAAGGGGGGAAGAAAAAGAAGAAGAGGAAAGUGAAGUAGAUGUGGAGGAGGAAGAAGACGGGGUGAGGAGUUAUGCUGACCCGCGUUGCAACGACGUGAACGGUAUGGAUUCCUCCAAAAAAAGAACCAAACCCACCUCCAACAACGAACGCAGGAGCGACUACUACAGAAGCAACAUCCACCUGAGUAAUCUGAACAACUGGAGGCAAUACAACAUAUUCGAAAAAAACUCCUACCUUACGAAGAGCCUUAACAUACUCUACAUGAUUGUAAAAAAUAAAAAGAUAAAGGAUUACGUAAUUUCUCUAAUAACCAACAUGUGGGUAAAUAAGUUCAGUGUGUUUUAUUACCUGACCCAAAAUGUAGACAUACAAAAAUUGAAGGACACAGAAAAAAUUAUUUUUUUCAGAAUUUCCUUCCACAUUUUAAACGUCUUCGUUCCAAUCAUUGAUCACAUUUUGAAUAACAUUGAUAAGCACGUGGAGCAAUUUAUGGAUAUGAAUUUCUCCCUAGGGGGUGAAGAGGAGACACCGCAAAUGAGCAACGAUAACGCUGCAACAGUUACAAUUGAAGAGCAAUUCAAGAAAAAUCAACACAAGAAGGGACGACAAAAUGUGAACCCAUUCGACUCCAUCGUUAACGAAAAUAACUUCAAUGAGAAGAAAACCUUGUUCGAAUUUUUGAACCCCAUUUUCAAUUAUGAGAACGCCAAUAAUUUUGUGACGCAUUUUCUACACAUGAUCAAAUGUUACAAUGACAGCUAUUUGAAACAUUACGUUUAUCACUACUAUUUGUUUAAUUACGAUUUUCGCUUUCAGAGUUUGUUCAAUUUUUCCAACGUUGAAUUUUUGCACUAUGUGAAGAAUGACACGGGGGUACAAUCGGAGGGGGGGAUGCACCUCUCUGUGGAGAGAAACGUCCACGUGUUAUACACCAGCAUCAUCAACACGUAUGUUAACUUUUGGGGGGUACGCACAGGGGGGGUGACCUCUACCCUCAUGCGGAGGUACGACGAUCCACUUUCCCAAGCGGAUGUUUCGAUGGAGAUUGGCCCUGAGGGAGUGCCAUCCCCAAAUGAAGAAAACGUGGAAGAUGUGCAAAGGAACAAUUGUCUGAACGGUUCAGGUAAAAAUUUCAACUUUGAGCAUUUGAAUGAGAUUAUAGGGAACAAGACAUACCUUCGACGAUUUCUGAACAGGUACUACCUGAAUAGGAGUUGUCUGGAAAGGGGUGGUGAGCAGGUCACCACGAGGAGUAGGUCCUCCAAGGGGUCAGCAGCACGCACGGAAAAACGGAUUCGCAGGCGAAUGGGCAGCCGAUAUGGUAACCGCACAGGCAGCCUAGUGGUUGAAGCACCAUCGAAGCAGCGCUAUUUGGAAAAAAGCGUAUACAUCUUUAACAGCCUGAAUUACCUAAACAUCAACUACAAGAACUGGCUAGUCGUAUACAGGACGUACAUCGAAAAAGUCACCUACCUAGUCGACCUUAUCCUAAAGAUAAAAAACAACCGAGUGAACAAAAAAAUAUAUUAUUUAAAAAAUUACCUGUACAUAAUUAACAACAUACAAAAACACCUCAGGGGAAUUACCACCAUUAUCAAGUCCUCCCACUACAUCAAUUUUAACAUUCAGAUAACCCCCAUUAUGUUCAUUGUUUACCUGUUUAUUACAAUUUUUUUCUUUUCGCAUAAUAAUUGUUUUGCCUUUAGCUACCUGGCACGCACCAACCGGGGGCUUAAAAAUUUGCUCAAGGGGAAGAAGGAAAGCUUCUCGUUGUGCGGUGGGGAGGACGAGUCGGAUGAUGAUGAGGCUGGUAACCAAGCGGAUCGCAACAACCAAACGGAUGGAAAAACGAAUGGUUCAAGAGCACCCUCAAGGAACGAAACAACCACAACAACAAAAGACCAAACCGAUGAGGCGUACAAAAUUGAACAUUUGAAAUAUCACAAAAAAUUGAAAAUGUCGAAUUUCUUCUCCAAGAAAAUUCUGAACAGAGAAUUUGAGGACAACGUGUUGAGGCUUCCCAAAAGUGGUGGCGAUGUGGAUUACGAUGGGGGGACAGCGUCAUCCUCCUAUUCCAACACAAGAAAUUCCCUCCUCAGGGUUAGGAAUAAUAAUGUCGAAGCAUAUAUGCCUGCCGCUAGAGGGAAGUACAACGGAGAAGCAACCCUCCCAGGGGAAGACCAAGUGGAGCUCCUCCAAAGCAGUGGCAUGAAGAAGAAAAUACAUUACGAUGUGCACAGUGAGUAUGCCAAACUGAUCCUAAAAAGCAACGAAUUUUUUGAUGACCUUUUAGAGUUGUUCAUUUUAUUAAUUACGAAGAAGCACCCCAUUUUAAAUAAGUACACAAUUAUCUACAUAUAUGAAUGCUUGUAUACGCUGCUGAAUAUAUACCAUUACAAUUACAUGCACAGUGGGGAAGAGAACAACAUUGGACAGACAAAGAAUAUGUUCCUCUCCCUCAUGAAGAGAAUAGACCAAGAUGUUCUGAACGAUUUUAUAUGCAACCUUUUUAUGGACUCAUACAAAAGUUUUAUCACCAACAGGAAUUUCAUCAUUCCAGUUUAUUUUUACAGUAAUGUAUACAAAUUCAUUGAUUAUAACACGGAGGUGUUUCUAUACACAAAUGGGGAAGCUUCCUCUGGGGAGCGUAUGUUUGCAAACUCAGGCGUGACUGCAUUGAUGAAUGAUGACCCAUUUGGGGAGGACACCGAUUGGGAGGAGUACGGCGGAAGGGGGAAGAACCUGGUGAGCUUCCACUUCAAGGACCACCUCAAAAACAAAGUGCACCUGAACAAUCGAAGUCUAAACAUAUAUGAAGAAUCCUUCUGUUGCAACUUCUUCUACAACCGAAACGACCUAAAUGUACUAAGCAUCAACUUGCUAAUCUUCCUUCUGAACAAAAUUGGAAUACACGAGAUAGACAUUAAGAUAGACGAGGAAAACAUAAAAAAACUAAUUAAGGGAAAUUUGUUUCUUAUCCCCAAUGGAAGGGAACAGAACCACAAUGAUGAGAAGAUUUUACACACGUGUUUUUUACUUAGCUCCCUUUGUGACACCACCUACGUGAAUGAGUUUGUACAGAAGGCAGAUCUCUUCAACCUAUUUCUAAGCAGCAACAUUUUCGACCAUUUAUAUGAGUAUAAAUUUAAUUACCUCUGUUCAAGUAUUCCAUUUUUAACUUUCCCAACGAACUUUCUGGAUAACAAGAAUAUAUACCUCCCUCGUCCUUCCCUCAUCAUUUCGUACGUUACGGUUAUUUUAAAAAUUGUCGAUAAGAAGGGUCUGCACUUGUUCAGGUGGAUUGGAAGUUGGAUCAUAAAGAAUAUUCACAUAUUUGUGAACCACUUGAUUGUGAAUAACUAUUUGAUGAAGUCCAAGGAGAUCACUCACGAGGUGAAUAACUUCACCACGUAUAAUCACGAGCUUGUGUAUAAAUGUCUCUGCUACGCCAGCACGUGCAACUUUGCCAAGCAGAAAGGGGGAUCCUCAGGCGGUGCAACCAAACGAAGUGACCGUCGUGACAGUGGGGAGGAGGCAGCCGACGCGUGGACCCAUCCAGGGCAACGCCAUGCACAGAGAGACUGGCUAGGAGAUCAACAGAAAGACAAAGCCCACUCGGAGGAAUUCAUAAACCACGCAAACAUGGGGGUAGUUAAUUUAGAUAUAAUCUACGCAAGUACUUAUUACCUACUGAGGCUGUACAAGAACUACCUCCUCUACAUACACCAGAACUACCUCACCUUGAAGAAGCUGAAAAUUAUGAGGACAAAACGGGGGGGUAAAGGACUUGGUUGUAGAACUGCCAGUGCGAAGAAGAAGCGAAGCGGCAACGAGGUGACGAUGAUGAUGGGGCAGGGGUUGAUCGAAUCGGACGAUGAGGAGGGGGGUACUCACGAAAGUGACAUUGUGGAAGACGGUUCGGGGGAGAGCAGCGAGGAUGGAGCGAGUGAAAAUGACAGCACAGGGGAGGAGGGAAACCACCACCCGUUUGGACGAAUAAACAGAAGGAGCAGAAAACAUCCAACGAAUGCACCCCAAGGGGAGGACUACCACAACCGAGACUAUGAUUAUUACCAUGAGAGGGAGCACCACACGGUUCAGUAUGGGUCCACUCACCAGCGUGAUGAACACAUGACAAGUAGAACAAGUGGAGGAAGGAUGAGGAUGGAUUCCCCGCCAAGCGGAAACUACACUUCCAGUGUUGAUUACCUGUUUAGCGAAAAGAACGCUCACAAUCAACCAAUCCCGUAUCCUUCCCAUGUUGACCAAUACACACACCAUGCAUCCAAUGAGGAAGGCGAAGGAAACCUCCAAUUCGGUACAUCAAUAGAUACGUUGGACGCAUCUCUAGACACGUCGUUGAAGUUCGAGUAUAACGAGAUUUCCCUGAACAUAUGCAACCUAAUCAAGGAACACAACUACAUCUUGAAUUACAUUAAGGACCUCCUAAGCAUCCUGUCCAUUUUUGUAGUAUAUGACAUCAGCCUGAAUGACGAAAAUGAAUUGUUGAGCAAAAAUCUGAACAAAAGUAUGCUAGAAAAGAGGAGAAAAAAUAUACGGACGCAUCGUAUUUUGCAAAACAUCAUCCCAAAAUAUUCCAUAAAAUUCCAUUGUAUUAACUUAUGUCUGGAUAUCAUCGAAUACGACAUCGGACUGUAUGAUGAGUAUGUCCAGGAAUCCAAGACCAAGUACUGUGAGUACAUAAAAAUGGUUCUAAAGGUUUUUAUGAACACCUGUUUUUACUUCAUCAAUAUAAUAAAAUUUGAAAAUUUCUGUAUGCUGAAAAGUGUUUCUUUGGCCAUGAAGAAAUUGACAAAUAUCAUUUACUUUUUGCUGAACAAUUUGACUUCCAAGGAAAAGUCCCCUGAGCAGAAUUUCAUGCUAAACUGGCUGAUCUAUGACAGAGCUGGGGGGGCAGCUCAGGACCAACUCAACGGGCCAAAGAGCCAGUCGCAUCAGCCGUACCAACCGACCAAUCAGCCGAAUGAACACGAAAUCAACACCGAGCUCUUUAACGCAGAUUACAACCUCUUUGGGGAGAAGAAAACCGGAGCGGCCACCUCCGCUGCCACGGCGGCCAUGACGGGAGGAGCCCCCUCCCCCACCGCAGAGAACGUCAAGAAAUUCUUCGAAAAUAUCGAAAUAGACAUUCACGUCAUGAAGAAGAUACUUACCUGCGUGAUUUACUUCACCUACGCCAUGCUUAACAAUCAGAAGGUCAACCAGAUUAACAUCGAAAGCAUCAACCUCAAGCACAUUAACCGAAUUGACCUGAAGAAGCUUGCCAACUCCUACCUGGAAAAGAACAACAUCCUGAACGUUUUCACCUUCAUCCUGCAACGCUCCACGCAGAUCUACUACCUCAUCUACAACUACGCCACGGCGGCGUCGAAGCGGUAG